Notothenia coriiceps (black rockcod) is the source of this 658-nucleotide messenger RNA. RefSeq names its product adenylate kinase 6 (gene ak6). Gene Ontology annotation, cellular component: cytoplasm; nucleus. The record is from RefSeq and is a predicted model, not a curated record. The transcript is spliced from 2 exons. The annotation marks the transcript as partial. Gene Ontology annotation, molecular function: ATP binding; ATP hydrolysis activity; AMP kinase activity. NCBI's taxonomy places the organism in Eukaryota, Metazoa, Chordata, Actinopteri, Perciformes, Nototheniidae.
UGGCCUUAUUGUCCUUUUGCAGGUGGUGGAUGAGCUGGAUGACCAGAUGGUAGACGGUGGGAUGAUCAUUGACUAUCAUGGCUGUGACCUGUUCCCUGAGCGCUGGUUCCACAUCGUCUUUGUCCUCCGCACAGACAACACACAGCUGUACACGCGGCUAGAGAGCAGGGGGUAUGCGGGGAAGAAGCUGCAGGACAACGUGCAGUGCGAGAUCUUCCAGACUAUCUACGAGGAGGCCAUGGAGGCCUACAGCGAGGACAUCGUCCACCAGCUCACCAGCAACAAUCCUGAGGACAUGGACCGCAACCUGGAGCAGAUCAUCCAGUGGUCUGAGCAGUGGGUGAAGGACAAUAACUAGAAGCUGGACUCUGUCAACAAAAGUUAUUUGGACAAUUAAACAUAAAUGGUAAACUACAUUUAUUUUCACAGGCUUUGCCCACAUGAAGACUUAUGAUAUUUUCCUCAGUGGCUUGGCAAAUGGUCGGAAUAUAAAGCAGUGGAUGGUUAUCUAUUAAGAAAUGGUAUCGAACAGGCUUACUGACACAAGUCGGAAGCCAUAACAUUAUAUGUAACAGAGCGUACUGGCUUCAAGUCAUAGCACUUGUGUACUGCUGCAUUCGUGUCAUAUUUUUGAUAAUAAAUGACUAAUGGUAAACAA